AUGUAUGGGGACGCAGCGGACGUAGCGACGUAUAGGGAAGAGGACUACGUGGACGAGGACGCUGGCAAUACAGGCUCUGCCCACACUCCUUUGCCCACACAGGCCAUUGAGGACACGCAGAAGCGCCUCUAUACCACCUCCGUACCUCUUGGGUUCUCGAAAAGGAGAAGGCCAGCCUUCUACUUUGGUACUUCACCGCCUUACACCACCACUUGGCAAGGCCAGAGCUCGGGCCCAGGUCCCGUGCGAAAGGUUGAGUGGAAACCGCUUGCGCAAAAAUGGCUUCAGGGUCGUCAGAUCAUUCUACACACUGACUCCGCCAAGAGCUACAAGCUGCAGGUGCCUGAUGUCUUGCGCGAUCGCGUUGUGCAUAAAAAGAAGCGCGUGAAGGUGGGGACAAAGUUCCGCUGGAUUGCGCCGAAGUACGUGGAAAUGCAGCGCCGCAAGGUGCCUGGCUCCAAAAAGGUCAUCAAAUGUAAGUCAGGUACCCAAUUUAUCGACCGUUGUUGGAAAUUUCUGAAGGAGCGGCUGAACAUCAAUCAACACACCCGCGUCGGAAGUCAAUUCUUGAAGCUUCAGCUUCGAUCUGCCCAGUACGAGUACUAG
This is a messenger RNA of Durusdinium trenchii, 606 nucleotides long. The record is from the annotation of a GenBank genome assembly. Lineage: Eukaryota; Dinophyceae; Suessiales; Symbiodiniaceae.